CCUUACCUAUAUUCACAUUGCAACAACCAUAGCCAUGGCUUUCUCCUCCUCUAACUUACUUCUCCUUGCCUGCUCCUUCUGCCUGUUCUCAUCUCUGGCUUUUGGACGCCAUUUCUCCAUUGUGGGGUACUCACCGGAGGACUUAAACUCCAUGGAUAAGCUCAUUCAACUCUUUGAAUCCUGGAUGUCUCGGCACGGCAAGAUUUACGAGAGCAUUGAGGAGAAGCUGCUAAGGUUCCACAUUUUCAAGGACAACUUGAAGCACAUAGAUGAGAGAAACAACGUCAUCACCAACUACUGGCUUGGGUUGAACGAGUUUGCGGAUUUGAGCCACCAAGAGUUUAAGAACAAAUAUCUUGGCCUUAAGGUUGACAACUCUAGAAGGAGAGAAUCCCCAGAAGAAUUCACUUACAAAGAUGUUGAAUUGCCGAAGUCGGUGGAUUGGAGAAAGAAGGGUGCUGUGACACAAGUCAAGAACCAAGGUUCAUGUGGUAGCUGCUGGGCAUUUUCCACUGUUGCAGCGGUUGAAGGAAUAAACCAAAUUGUGACGGGAAAUUUGACAUCAUUGUCUGAGCAAGAAUUGAUUGACUGUGACAGAACUUACAACAGUGGUUGCAAUGGGGGCCUCAUGGAUUAUGCAUUCUCUUUUAUAGUACAAAACGGUGGACUCCAUAAAGAGGAAGACUAUCCUUACAUCAUGGAGGAAGGUACUUGCGAGAUGACUAAGGAAGAAACUGAAGUCGUCACGAUUAGUGGCUACCAUGACGUGCCACAAAACAAUGAACAGAGCCUAUUGAAGGCUCUUGCGAACCAACCCCUCAGUGUGGCCAUAGAGGCUUCAAGCAGAGAUUUCCAAUUUUACAGUGGGGGUGUUUUCGAUGGACAUUGCGGAAGUGACUUAGAUCAUGGAGUGGCUGCUGUUGGAUACGGAACUUCAAAAGGAGUGGAUUAUAUCAUAGUGAAAAAUUCAUGGGGAUCUAAGUGGGGAGAGAAAGGGUACAUAAGAAUGAAGAGAAACAUCGGAAAACCUGAGGGAAUCUGCGGAAUCUAUAAGAUGGCUUCUUAUCCUACCAAGAAGAAAUAAGAUAAAAAAAACAUUUUCUGGUGUCUCAAGUUGUUUCCUUUUACUGAUCCAUUCUCGGUGUCUGCUGAAAAAUUCAAACAAUGUAACGUUUUCUUUGUGAUAAUAAAAUGAUUUAAUCUUUACAUUA
Messenger RNA from Vigna unguiculata (cowpea), 1211 nucleotides. RefSeq names its product cysteine protease XCP2-like. The record is from RefSeq and is a predicted model, not a curated record. Gene Ontology annotation, biological process: proteolysis. Gene Ontology annotation, molecular function: cysteine-type peptidase activity. NCBI's taxonomy places the organism in Eukaryota, Viridiplantae, Streptophyta, Magnoliopsida, Fabales, Fabaceae.